GUAAGCACCAGACACAGGCUGUGGUUUCGAGUGGAAAAUGUCACUGGGCACUUUAAAAAAGAGAGAGGGCCACGAAUAAGGAGACAGAGGGAUGAGUGACAGAAAGGGAGGGAGGGAGAUUGCAUAAGAGAGCGAGAUAGAGAUGUGCGAGUAGAGAGCAAGAGGGACAGAAAGAGACAGAAGAGAGAGGAAAUCUUCUGAACUCGUCAGUCCAGUAAAAGGAAACGACAAUGUGUUUUCUCUCUGGGACCCCCUGCUACCCUUAACAACCAAGACUCAUGAGUCGUAUUGUGGUCAUAGCAAUGAAGAUCCUGUCGUCCUUACAUGUCCUGGUGCUUCUGUUUUCAGUAGAUUCAAUGCACCUUCACAAAGGCUCGCAAGGACUCUCCUGCUUGAAUGACUAUGUCAACAAUGUGAGCUGCACGUGGAACGGCUCGGUGUCUCCUGGUGUGGACUGUUGGAUCUCUGGUGUGUUGAAAGUUAGGGAUCGGGAUAGAAGACAAUGCAACAUGAUUCAAACCUGCAAGCUGAAACAACACAGAAACUCUCCUCCAGGCUGCAGUUUUGUCUUUAAAGGCAAAAUAUUCAACACAUAUAAUCCCAUGCCCUACAUCAGUAUGGAGUGCAAUGGUACGCUGGUGGAGAACCUCACAGACUAUAACCCACGGGAUCACAUCAAAAUGCAUCCUCCAGGUGUUCCCAAAGUCAAUCUCACUGUCAAUGAGACUUGGAUAUCAUGGAGUGCAGGCAGUCCUGUAUCCUACUACAUCACAGCCUACGACUUCGAAGUUCAGACCACGCAGAAAAACCAGACAUGGAAGGAUGCCCUAACUUGGACCACACAAGAUCUUAAGCUAAAAAAGCCUUCUUGGCAACUAAAGGGGCACUGCCAGGUCAGGGUGAGAGUGCGCCCCACUGGCAAGCAAACCAGCAGCCACUGGAGCAACUGGAGUCCAGCAACAUCCUGGGUAGGAGCAACAGACAUGGUGGGAACAUUACAGGAUCAAGAUUGGUUUCUGGAUCAGACAUCCCUGAUAAGGUGGGGAGUGAUUUUCAUCUCAGGUCUCAUCCUGGUUGUAAUGCUGGUCCUUUACAAGAGCUGCAUGAACAGAAGGUUCCACAGAGGGAAACCAGUACCAAACCCUUCAACAUACUUCCAUACGCUCCACUCUGUCCACGGAGGAAAUCUAAAGAAAUGGCUGAAUCCUCUGUCAGCUCCUGAAUCAUUCUUCAGAGUCCAGCAAUGCGACCAAAUCUCUCCCGUUGAGUUGUGUGAAAGUUCUGACGUAGUCAUGUCCAGCGCCGCCUUCACCAGCGCCGUGCGUCACUUCAAGAGCUACCCCUCGGCGGGCUCAGACACCAGCGGGGUCGUUGACAAUUCCUCCUCGUCCUCUUCAUCCUGCUUCUCUAACAUGGGCUACUUCAUGUCCAGCUCCUCCAGCAGCUCAGCUCGAACCGACCCCAAUCCUGCCUACUUCACCUAUCAGGACGAUUUCCACAAUCUGCAUAACAGCCGCAACCUUCACCUCUCCCUCUGCCCCAUGUUAACCUCCUCUGCAACCUAUGAGAGCUUGAAGAGGGAGCCGCAGAGCCCCGACUCUGGCUUUGGCAUCGGAAAGGAAGAUGAAGACGAUAGUGAAGACAAAAGCGCCGUGGAUGUUGAAGGGGAAGAGGUUUCAAACGAAAGCUCUCCUCUUUUCAUCCUCCCUCUCCAUCUUCCUUCCCGGAUGCCCCCACCCUCCUCUCCUUCGCCCCCUCCUUACACCCCCAGUCUAACUCAGGUAUCCUCUGACAGCCAGCCAGUAGAUGCAUCUGUGGCAGCUGCUGGUGAGAGCUAUGCGGCCUGGCCUUUGGCCGGUGCCAUGUGCAGGUCCUCCUCCAUGCCUGUGGAGCCCGGUAAAACAGGGUAUCUGACCCUGAAAGAGCUACAGACGACAUUCAGUAAUAAAUCCAUCUGAAAACUUGUAAUGUAUCUGGAAUACAUUCAUCAUUUUAAAUCCAAUGUGUUUACAUCAUAAGCAACCUUACUGAUUGUUUAUGUCAAUGAGAUCGUGGAUGCGAGCAUCUCCAACAGAAUAUAUUGAGUUCUUGUUCAGUUCUGAUUAAGAAAAACAAGUGCUUUUUUUUUACAGAUUCCAGGAUUUUUAUGCUUUAAACCUGUAUUAACUCCUUUUUGGUCACUUGGGGGAAGAGUAACAAGCUGAACACACGCGUAACAUAAUAUCAGCCUAUUACGUUUUUAUGGUGAAUGUGUUAACCAACAGUUGCCCGUUUACACAUUCAACAGACACUGAGCUAUUUCUGGCCACUUGAUGUAUGUAAGUCCAACAUUCAUAGUCUCCCAAGGGAAAUAUCUGUCUCUUUAGCUGCUGCUCCUCUGGGUUGACCAGCUAAUCGCUAACUUUGUCAGCUGAUUGGCGCUGGACAGCUCCUGUGCAGUGGGUUUAAUGUGAAGUGUAAAGUGUUGCAGAGUCGGGUGAUCAUUCUGAGUUACUACGUCUAAACUGGCGACAGGUAGUCAUUUGAUCAAUUGUACAUAUACAUCAUUAUUAUCAGUUUAUGUAGCAAGAAUUUGUCCUCAUGAGAGUUUCAAAAAUGCUGUUUAUACAUUUAUAGGGUCAUUAUGUAGCUGAUUCACACUGUAUAUAGAAUAGUGUACCCCAUUACUGACUCUGUGUGACUCCUAACAAGUACUUUAAACAAUCUAUUUUUUUUUCAUUGCGCUUUAUUUGCGUUAAUGUUGAAGUACAUAUAGAAAAACAUUGCAAAGCAAAGCAUGAAAGUAGACAUUACUUUAAACUAAAUGCUACUGUCAUAUAUCAAUGGCACUGUCUUUAAAAAGAACAGGAGUUUGCUUUUUACUACUUUAACCUAAAUCUUAAGACAUAUGUUGUGAGAGCUCUUUUGAACUACUAUUAUCAUUAUAUACUAUCAAGGAAAAUUUUGCUAAAUACAAAUUCUGCAUUCCUGUAGGCAGAUCUGUGAUUUUGAAAGCACUGAAACAUGAUUUAAAUGUGCUCUGAUUAUGUAAUUAGUAAUAAAUUCAGAGCAUGUGAGUGGGGCUCACAUGUCGAAUCAUGAGAGGACAGUGUAGUGAAUAAUGUCUGUUAUCGCUCACACAAUCUAAGAUGAAGUUUAAGGGUAUGAAACUAACCAACCCUGCAGCAACAUUCAAGCAUUAAAGCAUCGCUGACUUUAGUCUUUACUGAUACUGUCACAAGUAAGGCAGCUGGUUUGCCGCUGAUGUUUUUGUUAGUCAAUCUCAUUUGUUUGUACAUCUUAUGAACGAUUUCAUGCUAUUAAAGAGAGCAACACCUCCUUUAGUUAUCAGUAAUGAUUAUAUCAGAAACAGAUCAUCCAACCUACAAUUUAACUGCACCUGGUAAAGUUUACUUUCAUCCAGAAAGAAUUGUGUCUUCAUACCAUAACUGAUUUAAUGUAAUAUUUAUCAGAUUGCUAUUUCUAGAUUUAUGUAAACCUUUGAGGUCGCUGAUACGUUGCUGCUCUUGUCUCUACAUAUGCAGUAUAUUUCCGUUGCACUCAGUGACAUCUGUGCAGAGACCAAACAAAAUAAAACCUCUGAUAGAAAUGGGUCA
Molecule: messenger RNA, 3596 nt
Organism: Dicentrarchus labrax (European seabass)
Lineage: Eukaryota; Metazoa; Chordata; Actinopteri; Moronidae
Gene: il2rb
Product: interleukin 2 receptor, beta
Exons: 10
Coding region: 279-1958 (559 amino acids)
Biological process (GO): immunoglobulin mediated immune response; cytokine-mediated signaling pathway
Cellular component (GO): external side of plasma membrane
Molecular function (GO): cytokine receptor activity; protein binding
Source: RefSeq, a predicted model, not a curated record